Dibothriocephalus latus is the source of this 369-nucleotide messenger RNA. Lineage: Eukaryota; Metazoa; Platyhelminthes; Cestoda; Diphyllobothriidea; Diphyllobothriidae. The record is from the annotation of a GenBank genome assembly.
AUGUCGGGCCAGUCUGAAAUGCAGACCCUCAAGGAGGAAAUCGAAUUUCUUCGACGGGUUCAUCAGCAAGAACUAGGCGAGCUGCAUCGCUCACUGGAAGAGGUGGGCCGCGGUGUGGAUCGCGAGGUCUGGCAGAGUGAGAUGAGCCAAGCCAUUCGCGACAUCCAGGAUCGCUACGACAUUCAGCUGGAAAAAUUACGCACGGACAUGGAUGAAAUGUACAAUGCACGGGUGAGUGGAACAAAAAGUCUAAACUACGAGUUGUUCUACAGAAUCGGAAGGCAAAAGUACCCUCGUUUUAAUUUGGCAUACGAUUUGACAUUCUGCACAUGGUGGGUAUAUUUUCAGGUAAUUUAUGAAGCAUCGUAA